Messenger RNA from Mytilus trossulus (common blue mussel), 9762 nucleotides. RefSeq lists its product as uncharacterized. Gene Ontology annotation, biological process: regulation of synaptic transmission, glutamatergic; G protein-coupled glutamate receptor signaling pathway. Gene Ontology annotation, cellular component: plasma membrane. Gene Ontology annotation, molecular function: group II metabotropic glutamate receptor activity. The transcript has 16 exons. Bases 206 to 8608 code for a protein of 2800 amino acids. The record is from RefSeq and is a predicted model, not a curated record. Lineage: Eukaryota; Metazoa; Mollusca; Bivalvia; Mytilida; Mytilidae.
UGAAAGACUUCCCAUUUAAGCUAUUGAUUAAAUUCUAAAUAUAAAAUGUGAAUUUAGCAUACGGUUGACUUGGAAUAAACUGAAUAAUUUCAUUACACAGGGUAGGGCAACCCCUUAACUGUAUUAUCAUUUAGGGGUAGGGAUCUCCAGCUGAGGGAUAAUUACUUCGUAUGCCGAAGGGCCAUUACAAGGCACCUUAAUCAAAAUGAGGGUAUAUAUAUUGUCGACACUUUUGGUGGCAGCAAUAUGUUCUGCCCAGACACUGGUGAGACAGACUUGCUCCGACACACGCUCCUCUGUGGAUGUUCAAAUGACCGGUGCCAAUGCUGUGAUUGGUGGACUAUUUGAGAUGAGAACGUCAAUUCUUGGUGGAUAUGCAUGUGGAGAACCUCACAAAGAGCUGAUUCAAGUUUACGAAGCAGCUAGAUGGGCAUUACAGAAAGUAAACACCAAUGCUAUGGUACCUGGUGUCAAAUUAGGGAUGAAAGCCUAUGACACUUGUUCAUCAGAAGUAUUAGCUUUGAAGUAUGCCCAAGAUUUCUACUCUCGUCUGACUACUGGUCAGAACGCAUGUACUGCACAGACUAGCCAACUUAACCUUGGUUUCCUUGGACCACUGUCAAGCUGGACAACAACUGCAGUCGCUGAAAUGGCGGGAAAAUUACCAGCAUCUGUUUUAUCACCAAGAGCAAUGUCCACUGCGCUCAGUGACAAUGCUAAGUAUCCUUAUUUUCUGAGGACUUCACCUUCCUCGAGAGCUCAAGCAAAGGCAAUGAUUGAAGUUUUGAAACAAAUGAGCUGGAAAAGAGUAAUUGCAGUUUAUACAUCCAGUAUCUAUGGCAACAGUGGGUACGAAACAAUGGUGAAGCAAGCUAUGGAAAAUGAUAUUUGUAUUACUAAAGCGUUGUCCGUACCAAGCAGCGGUACUGUUUCUCAGUAUGCUGCUCAACUGACAAGUCUUCCAAAAUAUGACACAGAUGUUGCUCUCUUUUUUGGGUCCUAUAACGAGGCCAAGACUCUAUUCCAAGCUUUAGAGACUAUUGGUAGCACACUUGGUAUUCGAAGCAUUCAGUGGAUGGUCACCGACAUGAAUUUAAUGCAGGAAAAAUAUUCAAACAUUGCACGAGGUGCCAUAGCCGUCAUGCCACGUGCAACAUUAGUAACACAGUUUAGAGAUUAUUUUAUAAAUUUGAACGAAGUUUCAGCUCCUACAGAAAAUCCAUGGCUAGCAAACUGGUACAUGACACAAUACCAAUGCAAGUUACCAGGUGUAACUUACUUACCUUAUUCCAAUUAUACAAACUGUGUUACCAAGACAACAAACCAGAGGCGUAAUGACUUCAGACAGAACGCUUUUGUAGACAGAACUAUCAUGGCGGUGUUCGCUUAUGCCAAGGCUCUUCGGAAAGCACAAUCAGAUCGAUGUGGAUCCUCGUUCUCAGGAAUAUGCCCAAAUCUACAAUCUUUGACGACAUCAGACUUUCACAAGUAUCUGAAAGAUGUUGAUUUUACGUUUUCAACAUCAGAUAAUGUGCCAAGUCUGAGUGGUAAACGUGUUGCUUUUGACGAGAAUGGUGAUUUCAUAUCUGAAGAUUUUACAAUUUGGAAUUAUAAUGACAAAUCAACAGCAUUCGACUUCCACGAGGUAGGACGAUACGAAAAUGGUCAACUAGCUUUGUCACUGACUGAAAUAAAAAUGUACGACAACAACAGAAACUCGCCUCUGACCUCGCUCCCCACCUCACCUUGUCCAACUGAAGGAUGUGGACGUUGUGUAAUACCACGAAAUGCCGUAGAAUUUAUGUACAUGCCAGGAGAUCUGGUUAUUGCUGGCGUUGUCAGAGGUCAUGCUGCCGGAAGUGAACCAUUGUCAUGUGGAGACGUAAACGAGCUACAUAUGGCUUUCUCUGUUGCUUUUUAUUAUGCAAUACAAACAGUCAAAACUAAAUAUCCCGCACUAUUGAAAGGUGUUAAUUUAGGAGGUUUAAUUGUCGAUGUUUGUAAUAGCCAACAAACUGGUUCAAUGUUUUUCAACAAUAUAUUAGCCGAACUUCAAGUUGUGAGGGAUAAAAGAGGUCGCAUUGUAGAUCCUAAUGCAAUAAAGAUAAUAACGUCAGCUCUUACAAGUACACAGACCAUGCUAUUUACAGACGCAAUGAAGGCUUUUGAUAUUCAAGAACUUGGUAUAUCUGCCACGGCAUCAACGUUAAGUGACAAAAUGAAAUAUCCAAAUUUUGCUCGGGUUAUUCCGUCCGAUGCCAAACAGGCAGUUGCUAUGACGCAGUUUUUCAUUAAAAAUGGUUGGUCCUUUAUUCAGACUAUCAACUCUCCUGGUGACUACGGUCAAAGGGCUAUUAAAGAUUUAAGACAGGCAGCAGUAGAAGGACACAUUUGUAUUGGAGCUUCUUAUGAAAUGGGAACUGAUGGUACUAUAGCUAAAAUAUUAAAUAGUAUAAGACAACAAUCACAAGCUCGUGUAGUUGUUCUAUUUAUAGGUGGCGAUGACAAAAUAGAACUAUUAAAAGCAUUAAAGGCUGUAUCUUGGUCUAAAGACUACGUGUUCGUCGGUACAGAUGGCUGGUACAGUCAGAUGUUUGUUGGAUAUGAGGAAUAUGCUCCAGGCUUUGUGUCAUUUCAACCACAGCUAUAUUCUCUCAGUUCCUUUGAGAGUUGGCUCAAUAGUAUUAAUCCACGAAAAGCAAAUGACAUUCCAGGUUUUUCCGAAUGGUACGAAGAACUCAAUAAUUGUUAUAUCGUUGCAGAAAAUAGAGGCAAAUAUACAAACCCGUGUGGAUCUUCCAGUAUCACUACUGCUGCUGAAUAUAUUCCGAAUGCUUUCAUUGGUAAUAUGAUCAAUUCAGUCUACCUGUCAGCACAUGUUCUGGACAAAUCCUUAACAUCGAUAUGUGGUAACAAUUAUAAUGGUGUCUGUUCAGCUUUCCGUUCUGGGGAAUCUGUUUCCAACAGUUUGAAAACAAUAUUUAAUAACAUUUCAUUCGUUGCCGAGAUCAAUAGUCCAUUCAAGGUAGAAGGAAUGGAAGGGAUGCAGGACUUUGAUAUCUUCAACUAUCAGGGAUCACGUUUUGUUCAGAUAGGAAAAUUCAACACAGAACAAGGACGACUGUCAGACCAGUUUAAUCUACCAGUGCAGCUACCACCUGGACUUCCUAGUGUAACAUUCAAAUCCGUGUGUGAGGGGCGCUGUGCUCAGUGUUCAUAUGUCUAUAACCCAGGAGAAUAUGCUUACAUUCCUGGAGAUAUAGAAGUAGGUGGUGUAUUUGGAAUUCACGAUGCUAGUACUUCUAAUCCGUAUGUUUGUGGAGAUUUGAGAACUGUUAAUGGAUUUCAGUUUGCAGCCGCCAUGAUGUAUGCCGUUGAUCAAGUAAAUUCUAAAAUGUCACCAGUUGAUUUGAAAAAUGUCAAGCUUGGAGCACUCAUUUUGGACCACUGUAACGUUGAAAGCAGACGAUUCGAUGUAUUAUCUUCAUUAUAUUCUGGACUUCUGCCUGUCAACGAACAUGACAAUAUUAAAGUAUCAAAAGUUCGCGCAUGGGUAACAGACAACACUAGAUCAGCCAUUGAAGUUAAUGAGGUUGUUAAGCCAUUAAAUAUUCCGUUAAUUAGUCCUCUUGCUACGAGCAAUAGUUUGAAAAAUAAAGAUGACUAUCCAACAUUUUUUAGAACGAUUCAAGGUGACUUAACCUUGUCGGUGGCUAUGGCAAAACUAGCAAAAGCUUUGAACUUCCGGUAUGUUACUGUUCUUUACAGUGAUGAGGAGUACGGCAAAGUUGGAUUGGAAACUUUUACCGCUGUUGCAAACCAAGAAGGUGUUUGCAUCCUAUCCUCUCAUAAAAUAGAUUCAAGCACCAACAUGACACAAGUAAUACAAACUGUUGUUGGAUCUACUACUCAUGUUGUUGUACUAUGGACAAAUGGACCUCAUACCACUCAAUUCUAUCAAGAGAAAGCGAAACACUCAGCUGCUUCAAACAUAGUUGUCAUUUCCCCCAUGCCUUUUAUGUCUGUUGCACAAGGACUUGGUACAAAUGGCGGGAAAUCUUUCUUUUUAAAUAUCAAAACAUCAGUUAUAAACAAGUAUAUGGAUUUUAUAAAAAAUCUCCCACAGACCUCUAGCAUUACGACCAACCCUUUCCUGAUGGAAUAUUACAUGAACAUUCUUGGAUGUGAUUUGCCCAAUUUCUACAUGCAUGGUGUACAAUGUAGCAAUAUCCAAACAGUGGCAGCAUGGUCGGCAGCCAUUACACAAGAUAACUAUGUAAUUCCAACCAUUAAUGCUGUUUAUUCAUUCGCUGCUGCACUUGACGCUACCUUGAAAGAAAAAUGUGGACCGGCCUACACAGAUGUUUGUAAUAAUUUCCUGACAUUGGACAACGUCAAUAAUGUCAUUAUGGAAAAGAUGGAAACGACGACAUUUAAAGAUCCGUCUGAUUUCACUUUCCGGUUUAUGGAUAGAGAGGGAAACACCGGAAUGGACCUGAUUUAUUAUGAUGGAUCCACAUUAAAAACGGUAGGAGAGUUCGCUGGUGCAUCUCUGCAGAUUUCAGAUAACACAUUAGUUAACUUGUUUCCCGGGACUCGGUCGAGUUGUAUUGCUCCCUGUACUGAAUGUUUAAUCACCCAGAUGGAGUUCUCAUAUAUACCGGGUGAUAUUUUGAUUGGAGGGGUAUUUGACGUACACAAUAACGAUAUAAAUACAUUCUCAUGUGGAAAUAUCAAGACUCUUCAUGGGUUUCAACUUCUUGAAGCAUUUCAUUAUGCCAUUAGUAAAGUGAAUGAUAAAGAAGGACCAUUUGCAAAUAUUCUGAAGAACAUUAAACUGGGUGGAGUUGGAUUGGAUGCAUGUGAGAGCGCCAUAAAAAUGGGAUAUACAGUAUCCGAUAUACACAAUGGUAUAAUCUCCUUAACAAAGAACGGAGAGACAAUAAAUCCGGAUGAUAUUAGUGCAUACAUUGCUGGGUAUUCAAGUGACAGUUCGUUGUAUUUAGCUAGAAUUGCAAAAUCCCUGAAAAUACCACAGAUAAGUUACGCCUCGACUAGUAUGGCUUUAUCGAACAAGGAUAAGUAUCCGUACUUCAUGCGUUCUGUUCCUGCAGACGACAAUCAAGCCGAAUCCAUGAUCAGAUUUUUGGAUAAUUUUGAUAUUCGAUACGUUCAAGUUGUAUACUCUCCGAAUAAUUAUGGUCGACUUGGGUCCAUGGCAUUCUCAAAUCUCGCGAGAGAAAAUAAAAUCUGUAUUGGUCAGAUGAUGCAGUUUCCGGAUAAUGGCUCAGCAACACGUGAAAGUGCAAAUGAAGUGGUGUCUGCUAUACUGAAGAAACCAACUGCUAACACCGUGGUAAUAUUUGCAGACACUGGGUACAUAAACACAUUAUUUCAGGCAAUCAGACGAAAUCCUUCUGCCAUUGGUAAAUUCAAGUUCUUAGGUACCGAGACAUGGGGAAACAAUUUAGACAUUCUUUCUGGGGUAGAAGACCUCGCUGUUGACGCUGUUACUUGGUCAUUAGAAUCGGCUGAUAUUGGCGAUUUUGAUACGUAUUUGAGCACGAAAUCUCCUGGAAACUAUCCUCAGAACCCUUGGUUUCCUAAGUUUUAUGAAGAAAUGGUAGACUGUUAUCUCACGGUUCCAGAUGGUCGACACCCAGUUCAGUGCGCUUCUUUGUCGGAAGUAGUCAUCUCACAACGAAAUUACAUCCAGGAUCCGGGCAUUCUUCAUGUCAUCAAUGCUGUAUAUGCUGCGGCAAUUGGCAUAGACUCUGCAUUAAAACGUGUCUGUGGAGAAGAUUAUUCAACAGUUUGCGAGAAGUUCCGAAAUCAAGCAAACCGAAGGGAUAUUCUAAUGGAAAAUAUUUUAAAGGCUAACUUCAGUGAUCCGACUGGAUCCCAGUUUACAUUCACAGAUAAACGGGAUGGCAAUAAAGGGUACCAAAUGUAUUCAUUAUCCACAAGGAUGGAGGGUGACAAAUUAGCAUAUUACUACAAAAAGAUUGGUACCUAUUCUAGUGACAACAAAUUGGAAGUAGAUAGCUAUUCGCCUCUAUGGGACGGAAGCUGCAAUCGCGCCGACGCUUGUUCCGAAUGUCCAACUCUUCGGUAUACCACAAAUCGAUAUAUGUUUGACAAAUCAACCAAUCCGGCCAAUCCGAACGCGGCAACACUUGUCGCGGUAUUACCCAUCCAUGCUCAAGGAACAGAUCCUUAUCGCUGCGGACGUUUAAAUAUGGAAGAUUUCUACCGAGGUCUUUCAUUUUUCUUCUCAAUUCAGCGUUUAUCGAAUUCGCCGUUUGAUUUGCAUGGUAUACUCCUUGAUACAUGCACCAAUAGUCUUCGUAUCGAUCAAGAUUUGUACAAUUUGCUUUCUUCCGGGUCUUUAUGCAAUACCGUAUCAAACUUUGGGGACUAUGUGAUAAAUAAUUCAACGAUUGGGGGUGUUAUCACAACAAUAUCUACUAACGUAAUGGCGGCAAACAGAGUACUUGCACCAUUUAAGAUUCCGAUAAUUGGCUCUAUGGCUUCGUCCGUUUCUUUAAGUGACCAAUCAGAAUAUCCAUACUUUGCAAGAACUGUUCCUCCGGACAACAGACAAAUGAAAGUUAUUUCCGAAGUUCUUAAUCAAAGGAACUGGACAUAUGUUUCCGUAGUUUAUUCUCGUGAGACGUAUGGUGUUUCUGGUGCUAAUGAACUUGAAAAACAAGCCAAUCAAAAUGGCGUUUGUAUAGGUUUCUCUGUUGGAAUUUCCUAUCCAACUGAUGGAAAUGAAGCUAAGUCAGUCGUUGAACAACUUAUCGCUCAGCAAGGUGCUAAUGCAAUAGUUCUUAUUACUUUGGAACCAAGACCAAUUUUGCAAGCGGCCAAGGAUCUUGGUGUUCUAGAUCGAUUUAUUUGGAUAGGCACAGACAUUUGGGGAACAUCACUCAAUGUUGUAGAAGGCUUUGAAAACGAGGUGAUCGGAUCGAUAACUAUUGGUCUCCGUCAAACCGCUGUGACCGGUUUCGAUAAUUACUUAACUGAUUUGUCUUAUUAUAACCGUAAAAAUAUUCCUGAUGAUUGGUUUGAAGAAUUCUACCAGACAAUUCACAAAUGUCAGCUUCCAGAUGCGCAAGUUGUGAUGAAUCAGUACCCACUUUGUUCAAAAUCCGAAACAAUUACGAAAGCUAUGUUGAAAAUUGACGAACAAUUUGUUUACACAACAAUUGCAGCAACAUAUGCAGCCGCUUCUGCAAUUGAAAAAACAAGAAACGAGCGCUGCUCUGCACUAUCAACAUUCCGGGAAUGCUUUGAAACACAGAAUAACUGGGAUUUACUUUUCCAAAAAUUGUUGGACACCGAAUAUGGCUUAGCUGACGGGUUCAAUUUAAACUUUAAUUCAGAGCGAUAUUGGGAUGUUGGAUAUACAAUCAACAACUAUGUAAAGGAUGCUGGAUCGUUUAUGUACAAACAGGUUGGAACAGUUUUAGGAGACAAUGCAGCUUCAAUGUCCUCUUACGAUAGCUUUAAAUCAGAUAGUUUUACCUCUCAGUGUCCAGUGGGAGGAUUUUGUAAUUGCGAUUCUUCAAUUUUUAAUAUCCAGCCACAAGCACAGACCUCGUCAAAUCGCACAAAGGAAAUGGAACCGCGUAAUUACUUGUAUUAUGAUAAAACUGAAACUGAAUAUGGUACCAUUGAGUAUACUCUGCAUUAUACAUGGCCAAUUUGGGCAAUUGCCACAGCUGUGCCAACCUGUGUUGGGUUACUUAUAGGAAUUUUCGUUUUUGCAUAUUUCUUGGUGGCAUAUCCAGUAAGGGGAGGUACGACCGUCCUUGGAUUCAUGAUGCUUAUUGGAAUUUUAGGAAUCUAUGGAGUAAACUUUGCAUUCUUUUUACCAGCAUCAACUGCCACAUGUGGAGCGAGACGCUUUAUGAUGGGCGUUGUUUAUUCAAUUGUAUUUGCUGCUCUUUUGGUUAAAGCAGUAGACAAUUGGCGUUUUAAUGAUGUCGGGUACAGCACUGGAAAAUAUAAAGGACUUACUAGUACAUGUUCUUUCUUUAUGAUGGCUCUCGGAAUCGUUUGCAUCCAACUUAUUAUUCCAAUAGAAUGGCUGAUAUUAGAACAUCCGUCUGCAAGUAGUCAGUCGGACAGUCUAAUUAACGACUGGAUGUGGUGUGAUCCAGUAGACAGAUACGAUAUUGCCCUGAUCAUGUCUAUGAUAUUAGUAAUAUUUCUCGUCAUUCUUACUGCCAUAUUUGCUGCUCUUGCAUGGGACAGUGAAAGUAACUAUUUUGAAUCCAGAUGGAUCUUUGUGUCGUGCAUAUGCACGGCCGGUUGUUUUCUUGUUUGGAUGGUUGUAUCUACAAACGCUGGACCGCCAUACAGAGAUGCAACUGUUGCCAUGGCCAAUUUCUUUAAUGCUACGGCACUUUUAAUAUGCUUGCCAAUAAGAAAAUUAGUGCUUCUGUUUCAAUUUCAACGAGAGGAAGAGAAAGAUAGCAUGAAAGAGGAAACGGAUGAUAGAGUAAUCGAUACCUACUCACAGCUAUACUCUAAUGCUGGAUAUGAAAAUGAAAUGUUUCAACCAGAUGAACGAAAACCAGGAUCAGAUAUUGGUUUCUAAAUAACAGUUGAUACGAUGCUAUGUAUUUGCUGCUGACAGAAGUGUCCAUCUCUUACACAAAGAUCUGACCAUAAAUGUUGUCUGCAUUCAUAUUUAGAUAAAAAUGAGCAUUUUGUCACAAUUAGGAUGUGUUACAUUAGCUCGGUUUAAUAUUCUUGAUAAAAAGAGUUUUAUGGAUGAUUUUCGGACGUAAACGUGUAAUGCUUCUGAAAAUCUAAAAACAUGACGUUUUUUUUUGUAAUAAUCAAGGUAUUCGUUACUGUUUCGUAGUUUGGUUUUUGUUUUAUUCUCACAAUUAAAAAUUUUGAUUCACAUUUUCCCGAUGUGUAAAUGAAACCAAGAAUCUGAAUCAAAAUGUGUUAUAAAACACUUGAAUCUCAUAUCUGCUUAGAUUUUGAAAACUUUCACAGACCUUUUUAUAUCUUAUUUGUAUUUUAUAUUUUUAAGACUAUAAGUUCAUUUUCAUGUUUUAGCUGCAUUAUACUUUUAUAUAAAGAUAUAUAUAGAGUUCAACGAUAAUGCUUUGAAUUCUAUAAUGUUGAGUUUGUCCUUAGGUUCUUAGUUAAUGUGUUUGUUUGGUAUAACGGUCCUGUCUCACUGAGUGUUUUAUACUGUCAAACAUUAUAUAUACUUGCCAUUUUCCCAUAUAUCAUGAGGGGAAAAAAAUAAUUACAUUCAUAUAUGAAAAAGACACAUUAAACAAUCAAAAUAUGAAAUCCAUUCAAAGGCUUCAAAAUCAAUCAUAUUAGACAAAUCAUAUUUUAUAUUAUUGUUUUACUUAAAGAUAAAUGAUAUUAAUUUCGACGUUUCAGAAUCUAAUGGGUUAUGUGUAAUUUCGUGAUUCAAACUAAGAAAAUAGAUUAACAUUACAUCAUUUGGUAAAUGACAAUUAUUAUGUUAACCAAACCUAUCAGAACGUUGUGGUGUACGGUAUUGAAUAUAUUACCCAUAUUGCGUUAGAUUCUGAAACCGCGAAUUGUUCGAAAUCCAUAUUGAGAUUCUAGUGCUAUGAUAUUAUGCUAGAUUAAAACGUGUUUUUUUUUAUACUAUUGUAUUUUAUAUGAAUUAAAUAUUAUUAUUGUAUGUUUGUUUGAUGUAAGAUAAUCGAUUGUGAUAUAUUUUAUACAAUAAAAUAGAUUUUUUGAAUUGUUCAA